Messenger RNA from Lolium rigidum, 2846 nucleotides. RefSeq names its product DNA (cytosine-5)-methyltransferase 1-like. Bases 1 to 2631 code for a protein of 876 amino acids. The transcript is spliced from 21 exons. The record is from RefSeq and is a predicted model, not a curated record. NCBI's taxonomy places the organism in Eukaryota, Viridiplantae, Streptophyta, Magnoliopsida, Poales, Poaceae. Gene Ontology annotation, molecular function: methyltransferase activity; chromatin binding. Gene Ontology annotation, cellular component: nucleus.
AUGGCGCCCAGCUCCCCGUCCUCCGCCGCCACGCCGGCGCGCGCCUCCUCCCGCAAGCGGAAGGCCACCCCCAAGACCGUCGCCGACCCCGAGCCCGACCUCGACCAGGACGCGGCGGCGGCGAAACCGCCCAAGAAGGCGGCCAAGGCGCCCAGGAAGAAGGAGGCGGCGACGGCCGCGGCGGAGAAGCCGGCGGAAGACGAGGUCUGCGGCGAGGAGCCGGACGAAGAGGAGCUGGCGCUGGGGGAGGACGACGAGCUGGCCACCGCAGCAGAUCACGACGGCGCGCAGCCGGAGGCGGCGGCGAAGAAGCGCGUCGCCAAGCCGACCAAGGCCAGGAAGGUCGCCGGCGCCGGCGGCGACAAGGACCCGGAGUUCGUCGGGGAGCCCUUCCCCGCCGACGAGGCGCGCACCAAGUGGCCCAAGCGCUACCAGCGCGCCGCGCCCGCCAGGCCGGAUGAGGACGAGGAGGUCAAGGCGCGGUGCCACUACCGCUGCGCGGUCGUCGACGGGAUCGUCUACGCGCUUGAGGACGACGUCUACGUCCAGGCUGCAGAAAACGAAGCUGACUAUAUUGGACGAAUAACAGAACUAUUUGAGGGCACAAACAAAAGCAAGUAUUUUACUUGUCGUUGGUUUUUUCGACCUGAGGAUACCGUCAUAUCGAGAGCGAAAUUUGUUGAUGAUCAUCAGCAUGAUCCAAAACGUGUUUUUCUCUCCGAGGAUAAGAAUGAUAAUGAGCUUGAUUGCCUCAUCUCAAAGGUGAAGAUAGUAUAUGUUGAUCCAAAUAUGGACCCAGAAGCUAAGGCUCAACUUGUGGCUGAUACUGAGCUAUACUACGAUAUGUCGUAUUCUGUUGCCUACUCCACAUUUGCUAAUAUCCCGUCAGAUGUCCAUGAGAAUUCUGGUAUUUCUUCGGAUGCUGAUUCGGGGAGUGGUACACCAGAACGAACAGCAACACUCCUGGAUCUUUAUUCUGGCUGUGGCGGUAUGUCCACAGGGCUGUGCUUGGGUGGAGCGCUUGCUGGCCUGAAACUUGUUACGAAAUGGGCUGUAGACCUGAACAGUUAUGCAUGCAAAAGCCUCAAGUACAAUCAUCCCAGAACAGAGGUUCGGAAUGAGAAGGCUGAGGAUUUCCUUGCCCUUCUUAAGGAAUGGGCAGUUCUUUGUAACAAGUAUGUUCAUAGCCCAGAUUCUGAUGCAACAAGUCCUGUUGAUGAGGAUGAUGAUGAUAAUGAGCCACUGGGAAAAGAUGAAUUUGUAGUCGAAAAGCUACUUGAGAUCUGCUAUGGUGGCAAUGGGAGGAAGAAUGGUAUCUAUUUUAAGGUGCAAUGGAAGGGCUAUGGACCAGAGGAGGAUACUUGGGAGCCCAUCGAAAACCUAAGUGAUUGCCCGUUGAAAAUUAAAGAAUUUGUACAAGAGGGCCACAAGCGCAACAUUUUACCACUGCCUGGUGAUGUGGAUGUCAUAUGUGGCGGUCCACCUUGCCAAGGCAUCAGUGGGUUCAACCGGUUUAGGAAUUACAAUGACCCAUUAAAGGAUGAGAAAAACCAACAAAUGGUUACAUACAUGGACAUCGUCUCCUAUCUGCAGCCAAAGUUUGUGCUUAUGGAGAAUGUUGUGGAUAUUUUGAAGUUUGCCGAUGGUUAUCUUGGCAGAUAUGCAUUGAGCCGCCUGGUUGCGCUGAAUUACCAAGCGCGACUUGGUAUGAUGGUAGCUGGUUGUUAUGGGCUGCCUCAGUUUAGAAUGCGGGUGUUUCUAUGGGGAGCUCUACCUUCUCUGGUGCUGCCAAAGUAUCCUCUCCCUACCCAUGAUGUAGUUGUUCGUGGUGGGGCUCCAAAUGCUUUCUCUCAAAGCAUUGUGGCAUAUGAUGAAACGCAGAAGCCAACAUUGAAGAAAGCUCUGCUUCUUGGUGAUGCAAUUUCAGAUUUGCCAAAGGUAGAGAACUAUCAGCCUCACGAGGUAAUUGAAUAUGGUGCUCAACCCAAGACUGAAUUUCAGUGCUAUAUACGACUUAGUCGUAAAGAUAUGUUGGAUUUUUCAUUUGGUGAUACCACUUGUCCUGAAGAAGGCAAACUCUUAGAUCACCAGCCCUUGAGGCUAAACCAAGAUGACCAUGACCGAGUCUUGCAGAUUCCUGUAAAGAAAGGAGCCAACUUCCGUGACCUGACAGGAGUCAUGGUAGGAGCAAAUAAUAUUGUGGAGUUUGAUCCCAAGAUUAAGCGGGUUUACCUGAAGUCUGGAAAACCAUUGGUACCUGACUAUGCAAUGUCUUUCAUAAAAGGCAGAUCACCGAAGCCAUUUGGUCGGUUGUGGUGGGAUGAGACAGUCCCUACUGUGGUGACGAGAGCAGAGCCCCAUAAUCAAAUCAUACUGCAUCCGAAUCAGGCACGGGUUUUGACUGUUCGUGAGAACGCCAGGCUGCAGGGAUUCCCAGAUUACUAUAGGAUGUAUGGUCCAAUGAAGGAGAAGUACAUUCAAGUUGGCAACGCUGUAGCAGUCCCAGUUGCCCGAGCAUUGGGCUACUCUCUGGGUCGGGCAUACCAGGGUCAGCUGGAGGGAAGUGAUCCACUCUUUGUGCUGCCUGAGAGCUUCACUUAUGUCAGACCGAAUGAGGUAGUUGAGCACUAGAAUAGAGAGCUUUCCCUGCUGCCGGGACUGGUUAUGAGUUGAUGCUGGAAUCAAAAUGCUGCUCCCUGCUAGAAUUGAUUGAUUGAGUAUUGUAGUACUGUCAUUGUGAUGUUCCAAACAUUCGUUGCUGGUUGAACAUUAUCUUUGGUUCCAUAUAAAUGUAGAACCAUUCAUUGAUAGUGUAAUGUUCCAGUGGAAGUCCUGGCUGCUCUUUA